This is a messenger RNA of Pongo pygmaeus (Bornean orangutan), 2936 nucleotides long. RefSeq names its product sphingomyelin phosphodiesterase 3 (gene SMPD3). Bases 710 to 2677 code for a protein of 655 amino acids. The transcript has 9 exons. Lineage: Eukaryota; Metazoa; Chordata; Mammalia; Primates; Hominidae. Gene Ontology annotation, molecular function: sphingomyelin phosphodiesterase activity. The record is from RefSeq and is a predicted model, not a curated record. Gene Ontology annotation, biological process: sphingomyelin metabolic process. Gene Ontology annotation, cellular component: cytoplasm; extracellular region.
GCGCUCUGGGAAAUGCAGUCCCGCUCUGUUUGCCUGCCCGCGGCGUGAGCCCACUCCGCGUCCUUAAAGAACUAUAAGUCCCAGAAGGCUGUGCGAAACUCCGCCGGUCUCUGGGGGAUGUGGUCUUGAAGGAGAGACCCAGGAACCUGAGGGCGGGGCCGGAGGGAGAGGGGAGGACGCCCCCAAUGGGCAGACUUCUGGGCGGGGUCCGGGUCACCAUUGGCUCCGGCGGCGCGAGGGAGGCGGGGUCAGAGGAAUGAAGCGCGGAGCUGUUCGCCGCUCCAGGUGCUGAGUCUGAGGGAGGCUCCGGACCCGAGAGCUGCGAGAGCCGCCGCCGCUGCCGCCGCCGCCAGAUCUGCGGCCGGGAGCCCGGGCUGUGAGGAGCCGAGGGGAGCGGGGUGCGCUGUCGGGCGCUGACCGCCCUCCCGCCCGCCGUCAGAGGUCUGCAGUGACAGCUCUUCUUCAGAGAGAAGGACAACAAGGUCCCAGUGGCCCCUCCUCAGGGUCUGCAGUAGGCCUCCGCAUGGCCCACCGAGGUGAACCAUGACCGGCUGGCCAACACUCGCCAUUGACCAGCCGGAGUUGCAUCUCGCCAGGAGGUGACCCCUCCUCCAGCUGCCCCCAACUCGCCCACCCUCGCCCAGGAAAGUGCCCGCGGCUGCCACGGACACCAUGUAGUAGGGCCGGCUGCGGCGCCCAGUGAGCUGCGAUGGUUUUGUACACGACCCCCUUUCCUAACAGCUGUCUGUCCGCCCUGCACUGUGUGUCCUGGGCCCUUAUCUUCCCAUGCUACUGGCUGGUGGACCGGCUCGCUGCCUCCUUCAUACCCACCACCUACGAGAAGCGCCAGCGGGCAGACGACCCGUGCUGCCUGCAGCUGCUCUGCACCGCCCUCUUCACGCCCAUCUACCUGGCCCUCCUGGUAGCCUCGCUGCCCUUUGCGUUUCUCGGCUUUCUCUUCUGGUCCCCACUGCAGUCGGCCCGCCGGCCCUACAUCUAUUCACGGCUGGAAGAUAAGGGCCUGGCCGGUGGGGCAGCCCUGCUCAGUGAAUGGAAGGGCACAGGGCCUGGCAAAAGCUUCUGCUUCGCCACUGCCAACGUCUGCCUCCUGCCCGACUCACUCGCCAGGAUCAACAACCUUUUUAACACCCAAGCGCGGGCCAAGGAGAUCGGGCAGAGAAUCCGCAAUGGGGCCGCCCGGCCCCAGAUCAAAAUUUACAUCGACUCCCCCACCAAUACCUCCAUCAGCGCCGCUAGCUUCAGCAGCCUGGUGUCACCACAGGGCGGCGAUGGGGUGGCCCGGGCUGUUCCCGGGAGCAUUAAGAGGACAGCCUCUGUGGAGUACAAGGGUGACGGCGGGCGGCACCCCAGUGACGAGGCUGCCAACGGCCCAGCCUCUGGGGACCCUGUCGACAGCAGCAGCCCAGAGGACGCCUGCAUCGUGCGCAUCGGUGGCGAGGAGGGCAGCCGGCCACCUGAAGCUGAUGACCCUGCGCCUGGGGGCCAGGCCAGGAACGGAGCUGGCGGGGGCCCGAGGGGCCAGACGCCCAACCACAAUCAGCAGGACGGGGAUUCAGGGAGCCUGGGCAGCCCCUCGGCCUCCAGGGAGUCCCUGGUGAAGGGGCGAGCUGGGCCAGACACCAGUGCCGGCGGGGAGCCAGGUGCCAACAGCAAGCUCCUGUACAAGGCCUCGGUGGUGAAGAAGGCGGCUGCGCGCAGGAGGCGGCACCCCGACGAGGCCUUCGACCAUGAGGUCUCCGCCUUCUUCCCCGCCAACCUGGACUUCCUAUGCCUGCAGGAGGUGUUUGACAAGCGAGCAGCCACCAAAUUGAAAGAGCAGCUGCACGGCUACUUCGAGUACAUCCUGUACGACGUUGGGGUCUACGGCUGCCAGGGCUGCUGCAGCUUCAAGUGUCUCAACAGCGGUCUCCUCUUUGCCAGCCGCUACCCCAUCAUGGACGUGGCCUAUCACUGUUACCCCAACAAGUGUAACGACGAUGCCCUGGCCUCUAAGGGAGCUCUGUUUCUCAAGGUGCAGGUUGGAAGCACACCUCAGGACCAAAGAAUCGUCGGGUACAUCGCCUGCACACACCUGCAUGCCCCGCAAGAGGACAGCGCCAUCCGGUGUGGGCAGCUGGACCUGCUUCAGGACUGGCUGGCUGAUUUCCGAAAAUCUACCUCCUCGUCCAGCGCAGCCAACCCCGAGGAGCUAGUGGCAUUUGACGUCGUCUGCGGAGAUUUCAACUUUGAUAACUGCUCCUCUGACGACAAGCUGGAGCAGCAACACUCCCUGUUCACCCACUACAGGGACCCCUGCCGCCUGGGGCCCGGGGAGGAGAAGCCGUGGGCCAUCGGUACUCUGCUGGACACGAACGGCCUGUACGAUGAGGAUGUGUGCACCCCCGACAACCUGCAGAAGGUCCUGGAGAGCGAGGAGGGCCGCAGGGAGUACCUGGCGUUUCCCACCAGCAAGAGCUCGGGCCAGAAGGGGCGGAAGGAGCUGCUGAAGGGCAACGGCCGGCGCAUCGACUACAUGCUGCAUGCAGAGGAGGGGCUGUGCCCAGACUGGAAGGCCGAGGUGGAAGAAUUCAGUUUUAUCACCCAGCUGUCCGGCCUGACGGACCACCUGCCAGUAGCCAUGCGACUGAUGGUGUCUUCGGGGGAGGAGGAGGCAUAGAUCGUCCGGAGCAACGGGGCCUCUGCCAGCCCUUGGAGCUACAGCCCAUCCCUGGGCCAUGUCCCCUCCAUCGAGUGCCCGGUGCUUGGAGGAGGAGGGCAGGGACAGGGAGGGAGCCACAGUCAGUGCCCGGGAACCUGGAAGCUGCGCUGCUCUGCGCCUCUGGGCCUCACUGUGGACAGAGGAGUCAGGCCCGCCCCGGGAGCCUCCAGCUGCCUAACCAGUGCCAUUCUUUCACAACACGAUUUUCUACAAAUCU